UCAAUGGCUUCAAGCUCAGUGGAUGGAGGAUCAACGCUACCAACAGAGGAUUAUGAUUUUUUGAUUUCAACCACUGACGUUGUGCUUCUCAAGCGAGCUUGGCGUAACGAGAAGGCAGCCCCCGAGAUUCUUCGCUUUGAAUCUGAUUUGAUUUCCCGUGUCAGAGAACAGAUUCAAUUGGUGGAAGAAACUGUGGAGGAGAAUUCCACCGGUGGUAGUGACCCACUUUCGGUUUCUUUAUAUCAGAUGGAUUUGGAUAGAACCCUGUUUCUAUUAAGAUCAUAUCUUCGGAUUCGCAUCCAGAAGAUUGAAAAGUACAUGUUCCACAUCCAAAAAACUGAUGAGCUUUGGAACAGGCUAUCUAAAGAGGAGAAAAAUUUCACUAGGAGGUGUACAAAUGACCUAAAACAACAUCUGGAGGAGAAUGUUCUAUCAAAAUUGCCUGAAAAUUAUCAAUCUCUUUUGAAGCAAUCUGUAACAAGUGACGAGGAUGACAUGGUCCCAGAACCAAGACUAGACACAUUUGUUUUAUGUAGAAGUAAAGAAUAUCUGACAGGCAUUCAACUUGAAGAUGGACCUGUUGAUGACAGGUCGAAGCUCUUUGAAAUGGAGCCUGAUGUCCUCUACUUCAUAUGUUACAAAUCCAUAAAGCCACUUGUAGAGAGUGGUAAAAUUGAUCUGCUCUGAAAAGUUAACAAUUUGGAUAUUGAUGCUCUUGAGAUACCGGCUAUUGUUGAUCAUUAUCACGUAUCAACACUGAAAUCUUAUUUCUGGCAUAACUUUUUCUCUGAAUUUUGGUGUAUGGAGCUGAUUCAAGAUGUCAUCAAGAAGACGAAUUCAGGACUUAGUAUAUGGACAAGGCUUAAGGUGGAAGCAUGCGGAUUAAUUAUGUUUCCUUGUUCAAGUGUUUUCUUCACUGUUUGUCGUUGUAUUUGUUCACAGUGCUGUAUUUGUUUUCUUAUA
This is a messenger RNA of Gastrolobium bilobum, 963 nucleotides long. Its product is annotated as DNA replication complex GINS protein SLD5. The record is from RefSeq and is a predicted model, not a curated record. The transcript is spliced from 6 exons. Gene Ontology annotation, biological process: DNA-templated DNA replication; double-strand break repair via break-induced replication. Gene Ontology annotation, cellular component: GINS complex. NCBI's taxonomy places the organism in Eukaryota, Viridiplantae, Streptophyta, Magnoliopsida, Fabales, Fabaceae. The coding region runs from base 4 to 687 and encodes 227 amino acids.